Messenger RNA from Impatiens glandulifera, 5294 nucleotides. Its product is annotated as kinesin-related protein 4. Lineage: Eukaryota; Viridiplantae; Streptophyta; Magnoliopsida; Ericales; Balsaminaceae. Bases 311 to 4972 code for a protein of 1553 amino acids. The transcript has 4 exons. The record is from RefSeq and is a predicted model, not a curated record.
AAUAGAAUUCAUUCAUACAUGAACGUGUGUAUGUGCUUAUAGAAAGAGAGAGAUAGAGAGAGAAACAGUCUCAUUCAGGCUGUGUGAUCUUUCUUCUCUCUUCUUUUCAUGCCGCCCCACCGUCCUCUACUACUAGGCUGUGUGAUUUCUUCAAUUCUAUAUAGGGAGACAAGUAUAUGAGCAUAUCGAUGAUGACGCAGAAAGGAAUUCUGAAAAAGUGAAAAAAGAAGAUCGGUCUUCUGUUUUCCCCCCUUUCUUUUCUUUUUUCUAUUCAAUUCUCGAAUCUCAAUUUGCUGUUUACCAGCUGAAAAUGGGUGUUGAGAUGAGGGAGAUCGGAGUUAAAUUCAAGAAAUUCACCAUCGUAUUGGUCAAAUCAUGUUAUAGAUCCGGUCGAGCUCAUCCUUUUAUUGUGAGUAUGGUGAUUUUCUUGAUUCUCCUGAACAGAUCAUUCCCUUCUGCGGUUUCAUUUCUGGUAUCUGCUUCUCCUGUUCUUGUUUGUACUGCUGUUUUGCUUGGGACACUUUUGAGUUAUGGCCAUCCAAACAUACCCGAGAUUGAAAAGGAAGAGAAGACAACUACGCAAGAGGCCGUGGCUUUGAAAAGUAUUUUUUCAAGAGAUACUGUUAUUGUUGGAAGAGACGAGAGCUUUAUUGUUGAGACGUAUAAUGGGGAAGAAGCAAGGGGAGAUUUUGAUAAAGAUGAUGAUGAUGGAAAUUCAAUCCGGAUGGUUGAAAAUUCUAGGGAAAUUCAAUCCUACAAUAUGCCGAUUGAAGAGACCAAGAGUGGGAAUGAGAUGGAUGAUUUUGAACUUGAAGUCAAUGUCAGGAGGGAUGGGAAUCAAUAUUCCUUAAUUCAAGAGGUGGUUGAUGAAGAAGAUGAAACUGGAAAGGAUAUAUCAGGAUUGGCUGGUAUUUCCAUUUCUUCUCCAUCCUCGUCAUGGAGAAAAGCUGAGAAUGAGCAGGAUGAUGAUGAAGAUGACGAUGAUGAGGAUUCAGAUAGUGGAUCUGAUCAUGCUGAGAGUUCCUCUCCAGAUGCAUCAAUGGCAGAUAUCAUUCCCAUGCUUGAUGAGCUACACCCACUUCUAGAUAUUGAUGCUCCUGAAACUGCUCGUAUACAUCAUGUUGGAUCUGAUGCUACAUCAGAGCAGUCCGAUCAGGAUUCAGAAAACCUAGAAGAAAUGGGAGAUGAUGAGAAUGAGAAUGAGAAUGAGAAUGAGGAUGAUGAUGAUGAUGAUGAUGAUGAUGAGGAGGAUGAUGAUGAUGAUGAUGAGGAUGAGGAAGAGGAAGAAGAAGAAGAAACAAAAGGUGGAAAAGAGGGAGAAAUGAAGUCAGCAAUAACGUGGACCGAAGAUGAUGAAAAGAAUCUCAUGGAUUUGGGAAGUUCCGAGCUUGAAAGAAACCAACGAUUGGAAAAUCUAAUUGCAAGAAGACGAUCGCGAAAAAACAUCACAGAGAAAAACAUGAUAGACCUAGAAAGUGAUCUUCCUUUCAGCGUUCCUCCCAUAUCAACAAAGAGGCAAAAUCCAUUCGAUACACCAUUCGAUUCCAAGGACGAUUUAGGAUUGCCUCCAAUUCCGGGAUCGGCUCCUUCCAUUUUACUAACAAGGAAUAAAAAUCCUUUCGAUCUUCCAUAUGACUCGGGCGAAGAGAAACCCGAUCUCUUAGGUGACAACUUUCAACAAGAAUUCAUGCCAUUGACUACAAAGCCAACGGUUUUUCGACGACACGAGAGUUUCAACGUGGGACCCUCUUCCAUAUUUGCCCCUCCAAGGCAAACGAGGAAUGAUACUAGAUUCAGACCUUAUUUUGUACCAGAACAGUUGGUUUCAGAAUCAGCAGGCUAUUCAUCUUCGUUUCAGAGACAGUCGAGUGAACUAAGUGAUUCGAAAGUCAGUUCUAUUCCUGAAACUGAUUCGACAUACUCGGCUACUGAUCAUGAAGAGGACAAGAAACUCUUUGAAGAAGAGGAUUUCUUAGAGGAACCUAAGAAUUUCGUUGAAGAACCAAAUUUGGAAUUAAGCCAAGCUGAAAGGGCAGCAAAGGCACUAGGCGUUGAAAUAAGACUCGGGGAUACUGAAAGCCAUCCGGAAGGUGAAUUUAUGGAUAGGCAAAUACCAAGCUUAUCAACACUAUCUGAACUAAGUGAAACAAGAUUGAAUAAUGAAAUUCAGCACAAGGAUGAGCCUGUUUAUGAUUUAAGUCCCUCUGCGGUCAACAAAAGUCUUUUAUUUUCCUCAUUUGCAUCCAUCCCACCGACAGAAGUGUCUGACCAGAGCCUGCCCUCCGAAUUAAUGAAAAUAAUGGUUCCUUUAGAACGUAGUGGAUCCAGUUCAAGUAGCCAGGGCAUUGAAAGCGAUGAUGAUACUGAUGACGGUGGCUUGAAGACAAAUGGUGUUGAUUUCCAACUUGAUCAUGAUCCCUCCUAUGGCAAUGAUGAUGAUAACCAAAUUGCAGCCAAGGACUCUCCAGUCUACAGUAGCAAACAAUUCGAACUUGAACAAAAUUGGGUUGUGAACACGGAAAUCAAGGAACCAUCACUUCUUACUGAAGAAUUGGAGUCUUCAGAUCAUCACCAAGAAACACUGGAAUUAUCUGAGGGUAGCAUUUCUCAAAAUCUAGAUGAAUCAGUUAAUCAUCAGUCUAACAGAGAAAUCAUUCCAAACACACUCUCCGUUGAAUCAAAGCUUCUAGAAACUGGAUCAUCAAGCCUCUUUGGAGAGGUGGAUGAUAAUAUUGAAGAUAUAGAUGAAGAGUUACUGGCCGAACUGGAUAGAGUUGGAGAUUUCUGUGUAGGAAAGACCAAUGAUGACAUAAUCUCUGGCAUGCCCGGAAUUGAAGCUCAAUCUCUUGAAGAAAUUGAUAAAGCGUUUGCUGAAAUCCUCCAUGAUGAAACUAAGAAAUCUGAGCAUGAUGAAACUGUAACUGAAACUCAUGAAGUUACUGGACUAGAAAUUAGUCCCCGUUUGAUUUAUGAUACACAUGAUGUUAAUGAUCGAGAAAACACGCUUCCAGAGGAUACAUCAGUUACUGAAAAGAAGCCAUUGGAUAUAGAGUCGAAAACUCUCGAAAAAGCUAAUGAAACGAAAAUUGACGAGCUGACACUUGUGGAAGCCUCGUCAAUUGAAGACAUUCAAUUGGCUUUAGAAGGUGACGAUGUGCAGAAGAUUCUCGAACAUACUUUAAUGGUUCGUGAACCUGUAAAGUCAAGUGUUGAUGAUGACGAGUUAACACUUGUGGAAGCCUCGUCAAUUGAAGACAUUAAAUUGGCUUUAGUAGGUGACGAUGAGCAGAAGAUUCUAGAACAUACAUUAAUGGUUCAUGAACCUGUAAAGUCAAGUGUUGAUGAUGAAGGCAGUAAAACAGAAGAUGAUACAACAGGCAUUGUUGAAGAGUUGCAUCUUGUGGAAGCCAGGUCUAUUGAAGACAUAAACUUAGCUGUAGAAAGUAUUGGCGAACGGAAGCUUCCGGAAGAAACCUCUGAUGCGAAAGAAACUGGCGAAACUGAUGCUAGUCAAGUGGUCCAUGAGUCACCUCUUGUGGAAGUCAGGUCCAUUGAAGACAUAAACUUAGCUUUAGAAAGUAUUGGCGAACAGAAGCUUCCGGAAGAAACCUCUGAUGCGAAAGAAAUUGGCGAAACUGAUGCUAGUCAAGUGGUCCAUGAGUCACCUCUUGUGGAAGCCAGGUCCAUUGAAGACAUAAACUUAGCUUUAGAAAGUAUUGGCGAACAGAAGCUUCCGGAAGAAACCUCUGAUGCGAAAGAAACUGGCGAAACUGAUGCUAGUCAAGUGGUCCAUGAGUCACCACUUGUGGAAGCCAGGUCCAUUGAAGACACUGGUUUGGAUUUAGAAGGUAAUUGUCCGCAGAACCUUCUAGAACAUUCGUUAGCAGCUCCAGAGGCUGCAACAGAAUGUUAUAACAGUGAAUCAGAUGAGAAUUCAAGUCUCAAAGAAGAUUUCAUAGAAACAGAAGCUGGUGAAAUUGGCACAGUUCUGGAAAAGGAGGCAAACCCACUCUUGGAAACGGUUAACGAGUCCCCUCUUGUGGAAACCAGGUCCAUUGAAGACAUCGGUUUAGCUUUAGAAGGUAAUGAUCAACAGAACCUUCUAGAACAUUCAUUAGCAGCUUCAUAUCCCACACCAGAAAGUAAUAGUGGUGAAAAGCAGCUCUCAGAUGUGACUUCAAGCCUUAAAGAAGAAACCAUAGAAACGAAAGCUAGUGAAAUUGAAAAGGAGGCAAACCCACUUAUGGAAACCAGGUCAAUUGAAGACACUGGUUUAAAUUUAGAAGGUAAUGAUCAACAGAACCUUCUAGAGCAUUCAUUCGAAGCUCCAGAGCCCACACCAGAAAGUAAUAAUGGUGAAAACCAACUCUCCGUUGGGAAUCCAAGCCUAAACGAAGAAGCCAUAAAAACAGAAGCCAGUGAAGCCGGCAUAGAAAUAUUCUACCAUGCGGUACAGGAAAAAGAGGCAAACCCACUCUUGGAAGCAGUUAAUGAGUCACCUCUUGUGGAAGCCAGGUCCAUUGAAGACAUCAGGUUAGCUUUAGAAGGUAAUGAUGAACUUCGGUUAACAGCUUCAGAACCUGCAACAGAAGGUAAUAAUGGUGAAAAACAGCCCUCAGAUGGGAAUGCAAGCCUUAAAGAAGAAACCAUAGAAACAAAAGCUAUUGAAAUCGAAAAGGAGGCAGACCCACUGAUUGAAACGGUUAAUGAGUCGUCACCUCUUGUGGAAACAACCAGGUCAAUUGAAGGCGACAUCAAUUUAGCUUCUAAAAUCUCCAGUGAUAGCAAUGCUGCUGUUGAUUCAUCAACUGAAUUGAGUAAUGAAGAUGAGAAAGGGAAUGCAAAAACUGAUGUAACAUCUCAUGAAUCAGAUGAUGCUGCAAAAUUGGUAAAAAGUAAGGGUAAGAAGGUAAAAUCUCAUGGAUCCAGUUCCAGCUCUAGCUCCAGUUCAAGUUCAAGUGAUUCUGAUUAGGAGCAAAAACUGAAACUUCUCUUGAAAGAACUCAGAUUUUCUGUUUGAUUUCCCUUUUAAUGUUUUCUCUUGGGUGUGGUAUAAAGCGGUUUGUUUUUGUUUUUUGUCUUUGAAAACUUAUUAGUUUUUUUGGUUGUGCCUUAAUAGUGGAUGUAAUUUUCAUUUUGUCUACAAAAAUUUUUGGUUUGAUUUGUUCAGGGAGUGUUUUUUCUAGUUAAGCUCCUAAUCUUAGGAAGUGAGUUUGAAGAGUGAAUUUUCUUGAUGUUUUGUACUAUAUUAUUAUUUAUAUGAUUUAUAAAUUGGUAUUAUUUGGGAAAGUUCA